ACAGUUAUAAUUGUAUUGAAUACGGUUCUUGAUGUGUGUGCAAAACGAGCUAAUCGGAUGUCUUGAAGUUGAAAAAAAUUACAUUGGACACAGAUUAGUAAAUGUGUUAAAAACAUAUCUAUUUCCUUCAAAAUAUCAUUUUGUAUGUACAUAUAUAGCAGUUUAUAACAGUAAAUAGUGUAUACAUACAAUCAAUUAGUAUGCCAUAUACUAGGUGUACACAGCAGUUGACUUUUUUUAUGGCUUAAAUGGGUGAAAGAGGAUACGAACCACCCGGUGUUAAGUGAUUAUCGGAGCCCAUAGACCUCAACAACACCAAUAUUUCCAACGUCACCCACCUUGAGGCAUGAGUUCUAAGUCUCAGUUCUGCAGUACAAGGUACGUAAGUAAAUAAAAAUUCUCAGCGUGCGAUUGAGUGAAUCGCAAAUCAGCAGUUACACACAUAACUACACUAGCUAAAGUAGGAAUAUUAUACCGAGUCGAUACAUUUCAUAACGCCAGAAAAACACUAAAAACAUUAUCACAGUACACACAGUCCGUCGGCGGUGCUCCAGCGAAACACACGCAAUUGUUUUUUUUUUUUGUAAUUUUAAUUAUUUUGGUCUAGUCAAGUGUAGCAGAAUGAAUAUUGCGUGAGUUAACUUACUUAUUAGUUACCUCGUCUAAAGUCGUAAGUCGUCUGACAAAUUUCAUUGACCUUGCCCGGCCGCGAAUGAGUACGACAGUCUCAGAGCGCGCGCCGUGUUGGUCCGGCAGCCCCGAUCCCCGCGUCCCUGUGCCAUUAACGCCUCAUUGAAACCGCUGUCCAAAUCACAUACACAUUAACACAAAACAUUAAAUGAACAAAUAGCGAUGAUAAAUAUAAAAUCUAUAACUCGAGACUAUUGAAUAAUCAUACGGACUUCUCGAUUUUAUCUCGCCGAUGUUUCGCGUCCGGAGUGCGCAUGUGCCGAUAACCCGGCCAAAUUAAAUUUGAGCUGUCAGAGUGUAUCAGUGUGAAGUUGCAGAUUCUGAAUUUUUCCGUCGUAAAAUAGCAAGAUUGUAGCAGGGCUUCGUAAGCGUACUACAAGAGGUGCUGACUAUAUUCUGGUAACAAUCAGCGUCCAAAUGACCGAGACUAACUCGCACGGCUGGUUCUCAAGUAUGAAGAAUCCGAGAUGCCACGGUGUAUCCAGAUCUAUUUUCCCAAACACGUCAUAAAGCACUCGCUUUCCAUCAAAUUCUUCUUUCUAGUAAGCUGUUCGAGCCUCUUCCUAUCACUAGUUUGGAUACAGCUCUACUGUGAUACCGAAUCGUCCAGGGUCACUGCAAGUCUCGUAGAAGAAGCCCUCGAAAAUGUUUCCAAGGAUCUCCGUUAUUCGGAUGUUUAUAGGAAGACUAGCAAGCUACCGAAGUUCAUCAAGUAUAUCCUGCUAUGGACAAGGCAAGAUUUUGCUCCUUUUUAUUUCCUCGGGCAAGGUCAACGGGCUUUCCUCAAAAACAAUUGCUCGGUGAUAAAUUGCUACAUAACAACUGACAGGAAAUUCUUCGGUGGCGAUCUCACGAAGUUUGACGGGAUAGCGUUCAAUGGUCGAAAUAUGAAAAGUUCAGAUUUGCCGAGAAUCCGUACGGGAAAACAGAAAUAUGUGUUCUUCAACAUGGAGUCUGCGGAAAAUUUUCCCGUUUGCAGCGAAAAGUUCGAUGGGUUUUUCAAUUGGACAGCCACUUAUAGACUGGAUUCAGAUAUUCCGUUCCCAUAUAUACAAAUAAGAAAUAUUAAUGGUGAGAUCGUUGGUCCGAAGAAAGAAAUGGUAUGGGCGGACGACUUUUCGGAGAUUGAUGAAGAUCUGUCCUUGAAAAUUGCCAAUAAGACUAAAGCAGCUGCUUGGUUCGUCUCUAAUUGUAAGAGUAAAAGCGGACGAAAGAAAUUUGUGGAUGAUUUACAAAGGGCCUUAAAUCGAUUUAAAUAUUCUAUCGAUAUUUACGGAUCGUGUGGAAAGUUAAAAUGUCCAAGGGACAAGAAUAACGAUUGUCAUUCGCUGUUGGAAAAAGAUUACUAUUUUUAUUUAUCGUUAGAGAAUACGUUUGCGGAAGAUUAUGUCACAGAGAAGCUGUUAACUGCAUUACAACAUGACGUAGUGCCGAUAGUGUAUGGCGGAGCGAAUUAUUCUAGGUUUCUUCCACCUGGCUCUUACAUCGACGGGAGAAGGUACAAGCCCGCUCAACUUGCGGAAAUUAUGAACAAACUCAUGAAAAAUCACAAGUUGUACGCCGAAUAUUUCCGUUGGAAGAAGCACUACACGUACCACGACCCUUCGGAGGUGGACAACGUCUGUGCUCUCUGUAAGGCAUUGAAUAACAAAAAAAUGGCCAGUCCCAAUACUUAUUAUCAGUUCAGGAAGUGGUGGCAUCCAGAAUUCAAGAGAUUGUGUUAGUUGACGUCGAAUGAUAGUAACACAAAACCGGACAGUCCCGAUUUAAGAUAAAAAAUCGCCUCUAUACAAUUUCACCACGUGUGACGUCACAAGUGACGGUUCAUCCAAAUCUGGUUUUUAACUGAUUGUAUUUAUGUGUUCUUUUGUUUAAUGACGACAGUUAUUUCUUUGUUUUUUUUGUUUGUGUUCGUGUCUGUUUAUCUAUAAGUAUUUUUAUAGCGGUAUUCCUAGACCAAUGAUAGGUUGCAUAGCAAUUUUGAGGUCGUCUACUGAUGUCGGAGAUAGUGCGAUUUUGUGUUGCUAGUAAGUCACGAUUGUUUUCGUCAUAAAAUCUAACAAUAUUAUUAGUUACCGUCAUCCAUGGUAUAAAAAACAAUCAACAUAUCGACGCUUGAAAGGCAAACGUGACUAAGCGACAAUGCGUGAUCUUUACAGUAGACUAAUUUAAAGUUGAA
This is a messenger RNA of Bombyx mandarina (wild silkworm), 2869 nucleotides long. Its product is annotated as lewis-type alpha-(1,3)-fucosyltransferase. Gene Ontology annotation, cellular component: membrane. Lineage: Eukaryota; Metazoa; Arthropoda; Insecta; Lepidoptera; Bombycidae. The record is from RefSeq and is a predicted model, not a curated record. Gene Ontology annotation, molecular function: fucosyltransferase activity.